Molecule: messenger RNA, 2433 nt
Organism: Amphiprion ocellaris (clown anemonefish)
Lineage: Eukaryota; Metazoa; Chordata; Actinopteri; Pomacentridae
Gene: fosaa
Product: v-fos FBJ murine osteosarcoma viral oncogene homolog Aa
Exons: 4
Coding region: 425-1774 (449 amino acids)
Biological process (GO): regulation of transcription by RNA polymerase II
Cellular component (GO): nucleus
Molecular function (GO): DNA-binding transcription factor activity, RNA polymerase II-specific; RNA polymerase II cis-regulatory region sequence-specific DNA binding
Source: RefSeq, a predicted model, not a curated record
GAGGAGAUUCGUUAAGGAGAAAUUAAACAUGUAGUUUACUGUUGAAAUUAUCGUGUAAAAAAAACGUGCUCAAUUGAUCUUGGUGAUAAAAUAAAACAGCAUCAGUGAGCUUUGCUUGCUCCUAAUCGCACAUGGAUUUUAACCUUGAACGCACCCGAGCAUUAAGUUUUCAUCGCCCAUGAAAUGGUUACAUUUUUUUGUAUUUAUAAAUAGACUCACGUUUCUCAUCCCAUAUUGAAUUAAUAAGCAGCCGAUAUUUGUGAAUGGGGCUCGUUCGUGCAGAGACCAGCUCGUAACCGCAUUUAUGCAAAACAUCACUUAAAACAUCUCUCAUAUUCCUGUGCAUAAAUGUGAAAAUAAUAAUCUUUUACACCAAAAUGUAGGCCCGUGUGGCUGCCAGUCUGACCCCCCCUCCCUUCCGUCGAUGGUACAGUCUUGGUUCAUUCAUAAAAUUCUAGCAGAGCAUAAAAGGAGGGGCUUGCAUUCUAGUCGUCCAGUUACCAGGUAUAUACCUGGAGAACAGACCCGAGCCGCUCUGCCCAGCGGAAGGCCACAGUCAUAUUUGUCAUUGAUCAGGACUGGAGUGUGUGUGUGUGUGUGUGUUUUUUCCCCCCCCUGCUUCCUCUUGGUGAUGUAUCACAACAACCUGACGCCUGACAUGGAUCCAGUCUCUCCCACCUGCCGGACAGAGUCUCCUGUCGGGACACUGAGCCUGAAGACGCCAGAGGAGGCGAGCUCUCCUGCCUCCUCCUCAGAGAGCAAUGCAAAGGAGGUCUGCCAUGACAUGAGCGCACAAGACACAGCGUUUGUUCCAACAGUUACAGCAAUUUCCUCUACCCCAGAUUUCCAGUGGAUGGUCCAGCCUACAAUUAUUACAUCUGUCUCCCCGUCUCUGGGUAGCAAGCAAGCCAAUGAACCGCAAAGCUCUCACCAGGCAACACCCAAAGCAGGCGGGAAUAAGGGAAAAAAUGCUGUCAGGAAGGGGAAAGCGGAGCAGCUGUCUCCAGAGGAGGAGGAGAAGAAAAGGAUAAGAAGGGAGAGGAAUAAAAUGGCCGCAGCCAAGUGUCGCAACAGACGGAGGGAACUGACAGAUACACUGCAAGCUGAGACAGACAAGCUGGAGGAGGAAAAGGCGGCACUGGAGACGGAAAUAGCCAACCUCCUCAAAGAGAAAGAACGGCUUGAAUUCAUCCUCACUACGCAUAAACCGGUGUGCCAGAUGUCAGAGGAGCUGGAGUCUAUUUUCCAGGAGCCCACAGGGUCCCCGGAGCUGCCGCCCAGUCCGGACGAGGACAGACUUCCAGAGGAUGGCAUCCAGGAGGCUCCUUCGCUCCAGGACAUGGACAUCCCCAGUGAUCCGUCCAUAGCCAUCUCUGGGAACUCCAACAUCUUGCUGUGUGCCAGCGCUGAAAUCAACAUCUGCGAUCUCGAGCCCUCCCUGGACAUUAAGGAGGACCUGCUGGACAAUAUGCUGCCCAGUUUGGAGGAGAAAACCCCCAUGGAGACGGCUCGCUCGGUGCCAGACAUCGAUCUGAGCAGCUCUCUGGGGGUCUCGGACUGGGAGACCCUGUACAAGUCUGUUUCCAGCGACCUGGAGCCCCUCAGCACUCCCGUGGUGACCUCCACCCCCACCUGCAGCAGCUACCUGUCCGUGUUCACGUUCGCAUGUCCUGAGCUGGACUCGCUCACAGAGGGACUAGACAGCCAUAAAGGUGCAGGAAGCAAGAGUGAAUCCGUCGACAUCCUCAACUCUCCGACUAUCUUAGCCUUAUAAUCUACAGAGGGAAGUGAUCUGUGUGAUCUCUCUGGUUUCUCUGUUUGCAGGUUCACGAAUCUGAAAUGGUGACCAACGUAUGCCACAGUGUGCUGUAACACUUCAAGGAGUGCAGUCAUGAAAUGUUGUGUGUGUGACUAAGCAAACUUAUAAACUUUCUCCAGAUACAUAGCCAACAGAGUGAUGUAGCUAAAAGCAUGGCUUUUAAUUUAACCGGAGGGACUGAAGUCAGGUUUGAUUUUAAAAACGCAUGCUGAGAAAUUCCAAAUAAUUUUCAAAGCUCAUAUAUAUCUGAUCUGUUACUAGAUCUAAGGUGUAAUGUGGAAUUUACCGUGACAGUAUGGUUUUGUGUUUUUGGUGUCAAUAGUGUAUUGAUUGCUGUAAAUGUUGUAUUUACAUAUUCAUCUAUGUUCAGUAACUACAUACCUCAAUGUCAUCAACUGUGGUUUGACCUCAUUGUUAAAAUGUUGAAAGUUUUCCAUGAAAACAUCCAGUGCUAUAUACUAUAUAUAUAAAUAUAUCUUAUCAAGAUGUAACUUAUGAUUUAUUUUUUUACCUUUCAGAUUUUGACUUAUUUGUUAAAUUUAAAAAUAAGUAAAAUGGGCAUCGAUUGCUUAUUUAUGCUGCUGAAUAAUUACAAUAAAUCUACGUUCACAGUG